Molecule: messenger RNA, 1633 nt
Organism: Puccinia graminis f. sp. tritici CRL 75-36-700-3
Lineage: Eukaryota; Fungi; Basidiomycota; Pucciniomycetes; Pucciniales; Pucciniaceae
Exons: 4
Coding region: 1-1452 (483 amino acids)
Biological process (GO): SNARE complex assembly
Cellular component (GO): endosome; lytic vacuole
Molecular function (GO): SNARE binding
Source: RefSeq, a predicted model, not a curated record
AUGAGUCAAUUUGAAUAUGCAUCAAUCCCGCCGGGGCCAGGCCAUGGCUCAGGCUGGCUUCCUUUGUUGACUGAAAUCUGGAAUCUCGAAUCCACGACAACAGCCUCAAACUUCAGCUUGCUCAACCAAUCCGACCCAUCUGCUUUGGAAAUCGAUACGCUCAUGGAGUGCGAGCUAUGUGGGAAACCAGGUCGAAAGAAAUUCUUUUGUGAAACGUGUCUCAGCGAGCGACUCUUUAUUCAUAACUCUUCCCUCAAACGUCUUAGUGCCGCUCAUGAUGUAACCGUCCAGAAAGCCACCCAGCUCCUCGAAGCACCCGGAGGAAUACAGGAAAGGCGGGUCCUCAAAUCCAAACGCGCUGCUCUAAUCUUGAGCAUACGGUCCCUUGAAGCAGAACGGGCGAGCUCCUUGGAACGAUCCGAGUCACUUGAAGCUUCAAUCUCAAAGAAACGAAGGGAACUAGCCAUACGGCAGAGUAGACUACAAGCAGCUCGAUCUCAGCUGCGAUACCGAUCCGCCGCACUCCAUCAACCACCCUCAGAAUGUGCCGGUCGAGCUUUUUGUGAACCUUCAGCUCAAAUAAUGGAUUUGCCUCAGCAACUCGCUUCGGUCCACCAAGAUUGGGAUGCGGUUAUCCAAGAAUUGACUCAUGUCAGAGAGAAAUUGAUCAGGCAACUGGCCAUCAUUUACACUAUCACUGUCAAUCACACAGCACCUUCCAAUCCUCGCCUUGAAAAACAAAUCUUGCCAGCUCGUGAAGAUCCCAAGGCUGUGUCGCCCGCUCUGUCAACACCUUCCUGGAGAAUACUAGGGCUGUGUUUGCCUGUUUCAACCGAAAUCAAAUCUUAUCACCAUGAAGAAAUCUCCGCGGCAACGCUCUAUACCUCUCACCUUCUCAGACUACUUGCGAUGUAUCUAGGUAUCAAGUUGCCAUUCCAAUUGAUCAUGGGCCCUUUUUUGAGCAUUAAAGCCCCACUAAACAGUUUUUGGAGUAAAAAACAUCCCUCACCUUAUCCGUUACAUCUUCCGAGUUCAAUCACGUCAAUGGUGCAUUCGUCUGGAUCUCAGGUUUCCCAGAUCGCUUUCCUCAGUGGCUUGUGCAUGUUAGCAAUCAACGCGCAUUAUUUGCUAUUGACUCAACAACCUCAACUUAUUCCGCGAUCGCUCGAUUCGAAAGACCAGCCCCUCCCUCCCCCCUCCCAAUACCCGACUUCUUUGCCGAAGGCCCAGGCUCCCGCAACUGGUUGUAAACCCACCGAAUUGCUUCGAAACCUCCAUUCUCUGUGCUUCACUCGUCCAAUCGGUCAUCUCAGUCACCUUACCGGUCGGACGUUCCUGAUGCGACCUGACGACCCUUCAAACCCCACGUGUAUUGAUUUGCAGGAAGUCAUCAAAGAAGUGCUACAAUCCAAGCCUGAAGACUCUGUUGAUGAAGGCUGGAGUAUCAUUUGAGAAAAAUCAAAACUGUAUUUAAUACGCUAUCCUUCUCACUAUUGUGCCAUAUAUAUACUUAUAUAUUUAUUUGAAGAUGUUUACUUCCUAGUUGUACAACUUUCCAUUAUGUACUUCAUCCUUAGUUCCAAGCUCGUUUUUCCUGCUCUUGUUGUACGAAAUGAUACUAAAAGGAUUACCA